UUCUAGAUAAACCUUUGAUCGUUAAUUUUUGUGGUAUAACAGAGUUUGCUUGCGAUGGGGCUGCUACGGUGCGUUCAAUCACCUACAGUAAGCAGCAUUCCUCGAACUGGGUUGAUCGAAAAACCAUUUCUAUGUGGGCACACUGCCGUCAAGUUUAUCAAUAAUAAGAGAAUUUGCCCAGAUGCGAGAAAGCUUAAAUUUAUUGAUUUUAGGGCCCAAGCAUCAGGCACAGUGAAAUCCAGCUUGGAGGCACCCAAUGCAACUCCAAUUGAUGCUAGUCUAAAGGACAGCAAUCUUGUUUUUGUCGCUGGUGCGACUGGUAGAGUUGGCUCACGAGUUGUAAGGGAGCUUUUGAAAUUAGGAUUUAAAGUUCGAGCAGGUGUUCGGAAUAUUCAGAGAGCUGAAUCUCUCGUGCAAAGCGUUAAAAGCAUGAAGCUUGAGGAUGUCGCAGGAGAAAUUCAACCUAUAGAUAAGCUUGAACUCGUGGAAUGCGAUCUGGAGAAACAAAAUCAAAUUAGUCCUGCAUUGGGCAAUGCAUCGAUUGUUCUAUGCUGUAUUGGUGCCAGCGAGAAGGAGGUUUUUGAUAUAACUGGACCCUAUCGGAUUGACUACCAGGCAACGAAAAAUCUGAUUGAUGCAGCGGCUUCUGCAAAAGUUGACCACUUCAUUUUGCUGACAUCUCUGGGAACAAACAAAUUUGGAUUUCCCGCUGCUAUAUUGAAUUUGUUUUGGGGAGUCCUUUGUUGGAAAAGGAAAGCAGAAGAAGCCCUACUUGCCAGUGGUCUCCCUUACACAAUAGUGAGACCUGGAGGAAUGGAGCGACCUACUGAUUCGUACAAGGAAACUCACAAUAUUGCUUUGUCACAAGAGGAUACUUUAUUUGGUGGCCAAGUAUCGAAUCUGCAGGUAGCCGAGUUAAUGGCUUUCAUGGCCAAAAACCGUAGCCUUUCGUACUGUAAAGUUGUGGAAGUAAUUGCAGAAACUACAGCACCACUGACUUCCAUGGGAGAGCUCCUCAAAAAUAUACCUUCCCAACGUGAAGAAAUUUACCCAAUCAAGGAAUCAGAUGAUGCAGAUGGACCCCAGCCUGAAGUUCCCGAUAAUAUCACCUCUGGGAUCCCAAGCACUUCUGCAGAGGAAAAACCUAAAGAAUUGAAGGCAACCUCAACAACACCACUUUCUCCAUAUAUUGCGUAUGAAGAUUUGAAACCCCCGACUUCUCCGACUCCCACUCCAAGUAUUGGUGCAAGUGCCUCCAAAUCAAGUAAUGCAGAGGCUACUCCUGCAGCAUCUAAUGUCACCUCUUCAUCAAUUGAGGUCAAAUCUUCAGAAACUUCAAGUACCACCUUAGAAAAUGGACCUCUUUUGGUUGACGUGAAGAAAACAAAUCACUCGUCACCAUACACAAAGUAUGAGGACCUCAAGCCCCCUUCAUCACCAUCUCCUAAUGUGCCAACAAUAUCAGUGAACAAUGUAUCUGAGGAUCUUGCUGAGGACAACUCAGGGAAUGUUAAUGAACAUACUGAAUCAAAACCGAGACCCCUCUCACCUUAUGUAAUGUAUGAGGACUUGAAGCCGCCAAGUUCGCCUAUACCUUCAAAGCCUUGAACAUGAAUAAAGCUACUAGACAGCCAGAUACGAAGCCCAUUGAAGGAAGUAUCCAUAAGUGUAACUAAAUCAGAGCGAAUACACUUAUGUUUCAUAAAAAAACAUAAAAAAAUACAUGAGAUUUGAGCAAUUCAAAAGGACGGAUUUUUUUCCAAAGCAUGAACAUAUUGCUUUUUGUCAUUUUGGAUGUGUAAUUCUAGUAAUUUUUGUUGAUCUAUGUAGAUACCUUUCAUAUUGUGCCUGAAAGUCAUAAACUUACAUUC
Olea europaea var. sylvestris is the source of this 1871-nucleotide messenger RNA. RefSeq names its product protein TIC 62, chloroplastic. NCBI's taxonomy places the organism in Eukaryota, Viridiplantae, Streptophyta, Magnoliopsida, Lamiales, Oleaceae. The record is from RefSeq and is a predicted model, not a curated record. The transcript is spliced from 13 exons. The coding region runs from base 55 to 1608 and encodes 517 amino acids.